This is a messenger RNA of Leptopilina heterotoma, 585 nucleotides long. RefSeq names its product 40S ribosomal protein S12 (gene RpS12). Lineage: Eukaryota; Metazoa; Arthropoda; Insecta; Hymenoptera; Figitidae. Gene Ontology annotation, molecular function: structural constituent of ribosome. Gene Ontology annotation, cellular component: ribosome; cytosolic small ribosomal subunit. Gene Ontology annotation, biological process: translation. The record is from RefSeq and is a predicted model, not a curated record. The transcript is spliced from 5 exons. The coding region runs from base 134 to 559 and encodes 141 amino acids.
UGCCCCGUCGUGUUGUUCCUGGAAAUGUUGGCUAACCUGCGUACUUUUCCAUUAUGGCAGAUGAACAACGCGUUGCCAAUCUCUUUUCUCCCCGUUUCCUCUCAAGUGAAUUUCUAUCACAAUAUCCGCAAAUAUGUCGGACACGGAAAAUGAUGAUGUUCCCUCAGCGGUGACAGCUGGUGGUCCAAUGGAUAUUAACUCUGCCCUGCAGGAAGUUUUAAAAAAUGCCCUCAUUCAUGACGGCGUUGUUCAUGGACUUCAUGAAGCCGCCAAAUCUCUCGACAAGAGGCAAGCUAUGCUGUGCAUUUUGGCGGAAAAUUGCGACGAAGUGAUGUACAAGAAACUCGUUCAGGCACUUUGCAAUGAGCAUCAAAUUCCCUUGAUUAAAGUGGAUAAUAAUAAGAAAUUAGGCGAAUGGGCUGGACUUUGUAAAAUCGACAACACCGGCAAGGCCAGGAAAGUCGUUGGCUGCUCUUGCGUCGUCAUCAAGGACUUUGGAGAGGAAACACAGGCCAAGGACGUUCUUAUGGAAUACCUUAAACAAAAUACGGUACAUUAGUUGUCGAAUAAAUUUUUUUAAGUUCA